AUGUCUUCAUCAGCAAAUACAACUGUCGAUACAGCUUCAUUAUCUCCACCACAAAGUCGAAUAAUUGUUUUCAUUAUUCUCAUUAUAUUACUCAUCCCUUCUGUUAUAUGUUCACUAUAUUUAUUUUAUCAAUUUAUUCAACGACCUGAAAUGCGUCGACGAGAUACAAAUCUUGUUUUCAUCUGUUUAAUUAUUAUUAAUUUUUUGCAAGCUACAGGAGAAUUACCAUUGACAUUAACUUUUCUAUAUACAAAUCAAGCUGCAAUAUUAAAACCAAUAUUUUGUCAAUGGUGGGCAUUUUUAAGUGCAAUACUUUAUGGUACCGGUCUUUGGAUUAUGGCAAUGGGUAGUAUCGAAAGAUAUCUAUUUAUUUUUCAUUCACAUGCAUUGAAAAAAUAUCGUAUUCAUUUUCGAUCUAUUUCAUUGAUGAUUUGUUUUAUUUUACCAAUUGGUUUAUAUAUUUUUCUUGUAUUUCUAUUUCCAUGUACAAAUCAUUUUAUUUAUAUUAUUUUCUGGUGUGCAGCACCUUGUUAUAUGACCCAAUCAUUUUGGCAAGUUUUUUCUUGGUUAAUCGAUAAUGGUAUACCAAUGUGCAUUAUUGUCAUUGUUAAUAUUUUUCUUCUAACGAAAGUUUUAUGUCAAAAAUAUCGUAUGCAACAAAUUAACAUGUGGUCAAAAAAUGCACGAAUGCUUUUUCAGUUGAUGAGUGUCGCAAUUUUAUAUGCUGUUUGUUGGUUACCAUUUUUAGUUUCUGGACAAAUUAUGAGUUAUACUCAAGAUCUUUCGUCAACAGCAACAAUGCUUUACCUAGAAUAUUUUGUUUAUUUACCAUAUAUUAGUGUUACACUUUGUCCAUUCGUAUGUCUUUUUAGUUUGUCGAAAGAAAUAUUUAGAAGACAAUGA
Molecule: messenger RNA, 903 nt
Organism: Adineta steineri
Lineage: Eukaryota; Metazoa; Rotifera; Eurotatoria; Adinetida; Adinetidae
Source: the annotation of a GenBank genome assembly